Molecule: messenger RNA, 1165 nt
Organism: Brachypodium distachyon (stiff brome)
Lineage: Eukaryota; Viridiplantae; Streptophyta; Magnoliopsida; Poales; Poaceae
Product: ubiquitin recognition factor in ER-associated degradation protein 1
Exons: 3
Coding region: 119-1087 (322 amino acids)
Cellular component (GO): VCP-NPL4-UFD1 AAA ATPase complex
Molecular function (GO): polyubiquitin modification-dependent protein binding
Source: RefSeq, a predicted model, not a curated record
CGCGAAGAACGCGAACCUUACGGCGAUUCGUUUCGAUUCGGCUGAGAAAACUUGAGAUUGAUCAGUGGAUUUCGGCGAAUCAAAUCAAUCGUCGUCCACGAUCAACCUUGAUCAUCGCAUGGAGAUGAAGCGGAAGGAGCAGGACGGCGCCGACGUUGACGAGCGGUGGGAGGCGUUCCUGGAGGCGCAGCAGACGGGGCGGUUCGCGCAGUUCUACCGGUGCCGGCCCAUGUCGCUGCUGGACAAGAAGAACGCCGAGGACUACGACCAGGGCAACAAGGUCAUCAUGCCGCAGUCGGCCCUCGAGAGGCUCAGCUCCAUCAACGUGCAGUUCCCGAUGGUGUUCUCGAUCGAGAACGAGGGCGGCGGGGAGCGGGGGAGGUCGCACUGCGGCGUGCACGAGUUCGUGGCGGAGGAAGGGUUCGUGCACCUGCCGACGCAGAUGAUGGAGCAGCUGGGCGUGGCGGCCGGAGAAGGCGGGCUUGUGAUGAUGCGCAACGCCGAGCUCCCCAAGGCCACCUUCCUGAAGCUCCAGCCCCACUCCUCCGCCUUCCUCAACAUCCGCGACCUCAAAGACCUGAUGAGCUACAACUUCGGGAGGUACGCGUGCGUGACGGAGGGGGACACGAUCGCCGUCAGGGAGAAGCUCCACGGCCUCGGCGGCCGCGGCGGCGGAGAGGCGGUGUACCGGUUCGACGUGAUCGAGGCGCGGCCGGGGGGCGCCGUGUCGACGGUGGAGACGGACUGCGAGGUCGACUUCGCCGUGCCGCUCGACUACAAGGAGCCGGUGCUCGCGACGCCGGUGCCUGUGCCGGCUGCGGAGGCGGCGGAGGGGCCGCGGCGGUUCGCGGGCGUCGGGUUCCGGAUGGACGGCAAGCCGGUGGAGCAGGAGCGGGCGCCGGCGGCUCCGGCGAAGGGUGAUCAGGGGAAGCGGGUGCUUCAGUUCGGAGGCGCGUCGGCCGCCGCCGCUGGUGGUGCUGCUGCAGGAGGGAAGAAGGUGGGCGGCGGCGAGGAGGAGGAGAAGAAGCCUGCUGCUGCCCGGUUUACCGGCAAGAUGUACUCUCUGCAGAGCCAAAGCAAAGACUGAACUACGUGCAGAGAUUAGAUAGAUAGCCAUGAACCGAUCGAGGUUCGGUUUUCUGGGUGAAAUUUGCAGUGUAGCUAG